Trichoplusia ni (cabbage looper) is the source of this 4768-nucleotide messenger RNA. Its product is annotated as dipeptidyl aminopeptidase-like protein 6. Lineage: Eukaryota; Metazoa; Arthropoda; Insecta; Lepidoptera; Noctuidae. The record is from RefSeq and is a predicted model, not a curated record. The coding region runs from base 59 to 2872 and encodes 937 amino acids. The transcript is spliced from 18 exons. Gene Ontology annotation, biological process: proteolysis. Gene Ontology annotation, molecular function: dipeptidyl-peptidase activity; serine-type peptidase activity.
AUCUAGUUAUAAAAAUCCUCCUAUAAAUAAUACUGUUUAAAACAAGUGAAAACCCAAAAUGGCGUCUUCGAACGGGAAAGAAAGUGCAAAAGUGACAGCUUCGAUAGACAGUCUGAAGCUUUCAAGCAAGAACACAUCAGUAUGUUCAUCAAAACACGCAUCCUCAGAGUCAGUCUUGUCAAGAAAGGACAAGGAAUGUCUACAAAUGCAAGAAUGCAAGAAAAAGCUUCUAGCGAUGGAACCACAGAUUAUCAUAAGGGACGAAAAUGUGGUCCUUCGGUCCCCGCCGCAGAAGAAAAUCGUGAUGCCACCGACCAUCAACGCGGAGGAGUUAGCAGCAGCGACGCCGACGCAGCGCAACUGGCGCGGGAUCCUGAUCGCGCUGCUGGUGAUCGCCGCGGUGCUGGGGCUCAUCGUGUUCAGCAUCGCGUUGCUCACGCCGGCCGGGGACGGGGGCAGGGUGCGCGGCAGGAAGCCCACGCUGCACGACGUGCUAGGGGAACAUUACAAGCCGUUUAAUGGGACCUGGCUGUCUGAUGAGGAGCUGGUCUUCCGAGACAGAUGGGGCGGCCUUACGUUGUUCAACGUGAAGAACUUCACCACACGGCUUCUCAUGAACAACUCUACAUUUAGAGAACUGAAUGCGGUGGACUUCAAAGUGUCGGCGGACUUGAAGUUCGUGCUGCUGAUCUCUGACGUGAGACCCGGGUGGAGACACGCGCGCCUGGCGCGGUACCACGUCUACGAUGUUAUUAACAGAAACAAGAUCUCGGUGUCUCCUAUAGAAGAUGAUCGCUCCGCUCCGCUCCUGCAGUACGCGGAGUGGUCGCCCGUCGGCUCCACGCUGGUCUUCGUGCACGACAACGACAUCUACUUCAAACCCAAAGUGUUCAAGACGCUCGUCUGCAGAAUUACUAAUAAUGGUAUACCAGGGGUAAUCUUCAACGGCGUCCCGGACUUCCUCUACGAGACGGAGGUCCUCCGGCUGGACAAGGCGCUGUGGUUCAGCUCGGAUGGCCAGACCCUCAUGUAUGUCACGUACAACGACACCCUGGUGCAGCAGCACAAGUACCCCUGGUACGGGCUCGACCUGCAGGAGCCGCCCGCGUACCCCACUAUACGGUCACUGAGGUAUCCUAAGGUGAACACCAACAACCCAGUGGUGACUGUGAACGUGGUCAGCGUGAAGACCCCGAAGUAUCUGUUCUCUCACGCGCUGCAGUUCACAUCACAGGUCGACGACAGUUGGUACGUGAGGUGGACGGGCUGGACGUCGGAGAAGCAGGUGGCGGUGCUGCUGCUCAACCGGCCCCAGAACGUGUCCAUCAUCAGCAUCUGCAGCGCCGUGCAUUACAACUGCCAGGAUAUUUACCGAGACGAGACCGACGGUUCUCGCUGGUCGGGUCUCGGCGCCGAGCCAGUGGAGGACGACUGCGGCUGGUGCGGCAGCAUGGCGCUGGUGGGGUCCAAGGGCACGGUGUUCACGUCCAUGCCGGUGGCAGACCCGCCGCCAGGGGGCACUGGCAGUUGGUGGAGGCACGCUGUCAUGCUCACGCAGGACUCCCGGACGCCGCUCACUAUGGGCAGCUAUGAGAUCACGCAGAUACUAGGAUGGGAUGAGCGGAGAAGUAUACUAUACGUGUCCGGCACGGGCCCGGGCGCGGCGGGGUCGCGGCACCUGUACGCGGUGCGCGUGCGCGGCGAGCCGGCCUGGGCGCCGCCCGCCUGCCUCACCUGCGCCAGCCCGCCUGAGCCGCCGCCAGACAUCGAUACCGAUAAGCCGGAGUUCGACAACUACACAUCAUCUCUCCCGGCGUGGCCCACGUCGACAGUGCUGCCGCACGUGGCGGAUGAGAACGACACGCUGCCCACCGAGUGCCUCUACAACAGGAUACUGUUCAGCAAGAACUUCUCUUAUUAUGUACAGGAGUGCCUGGGCCCGGGCCCGCCGGCCACGUUCGUGUGCUCGCUGUGGGGCGCGCGGCGGGCCGUGCUGUGGGACGGGCGCCCGCUGCGCGACGCCUUCGCCGCGCUCGCGCAUCCGCAGGUCAAGGACUUCCGCGUCGAGGUCCAAGCUUACCGCGCCGCCCGCGUCCGCCUCCUCCUCCCACCAGGAUUCAGAGAAACAGACGACUUACCACUGCCUUUAGUCUUACAUGUGUCUGCACAGCCAGGCGGUCAGCUGGUAACAGACAGAUGGAAGCCAAGUUGGGGCUGGUAUCUGGCUGCGUCCAGGAACUUCAUUGUAGCUGAGAUCGACGCGAGAGGAUCUGGAGGACAGGGUGAAGAAUUAAGAACAGAAAUCUACCACAAGCUGCUAUCAGUGGAUGUAGAAGAUCAAAUAGCUGUUCUGUCAUAUCUCCGCGAUAACCUGAAGAUGGUGGACGGUACUCGUGUGGGCGUGUGGGGCACGGGCUACGGCGCAGGCGCGGCGGCUGCGCUCGCCGCUGACGACGCUAGGAAUGUGACGCGAUGUCUUGCAGCUAUCGCACCGCUAACUGAUCUGAGACAUCAUAACACGUACUGGACGGAGCGCUACAGCGGCUACGGGUCGACGUGGGCGGGCACGCUGGGCGUGAACGCGGUGUGGCGCAAGGCGGGCAACCUGCCGCCGCGGCGCGUGCUGCUGGCGCACGCGGCCGCCGACCUGGCCGCGCCGCCGCACCACGCGCUCGCCCUCGCGCGCGCGCUCAUACGGAACACCGCGCUCUACACGCACCAGGUAUACCCCGACGAAGGCCACAACUUCGAGAGGUCGAGCAUCCACCUCCAUAAGACGAUGGAGCAGUUCUUCGACGAGUGCUUCGGGCCCGUGGAGGUCGCGGAUUGGGACACCGGCGGCGUCGGGGGCCUGUUCCCCUUCCGGGACUAGUCGCAGGACGAGGGGCCACGCGAAGCCUCUCCGUAGGUACUUCCAUGGAACCGGGUGGAUCAGACUUGGACGAAAUUUGAGAUAGACGAAUAGGCCGGUCAUGAUAGUCGAAAUCUAUUGGCCCUAAAGGACUCAAGAUUGUUAUUGUUUGGAUUCUUAGGAAUAAUCUUUAUUGCUCAUGCUAGAUUCGCUAAAUAAUUUAAGGCAAAAUAAUUUGCAAUUGUUGAAAUGGCUACAUACGUUCCCGUAAAUCCAUAUCUAUUAAGCGAAAGAUUUGCAAACGAUAACCCUUUAAAUAAAUCCAAAUCUAAUUUUUCCCCGUUCUUACAGUUGACGUAAAUAACCUAAUUUGUCUCGUUCCUAAAUGAUUCAUGCUAUCAUGGCCCAAAUGUCACUCACUUAUUUUUAGACAAAAGAAUUGCAUAAAAAGCACCGGCAGAGGUGAUGAAAACGCUUCAGUAGACCUUACCCAUAAAAACAAAUUACUAAUAUCCCAAAUUAUCAAGAAAGGGUUCAUAUUUGAGGAAAAAUAAACACCCAAAUAUGUAACGUAGUUUUAAAGCGCCCGUUUAGAAAAAUAGGAAUAUUGUAUCAGAUUCAAAAGGAUUUAAAUAUUGUAAAAGAGUUUCAGAUAGUUAGUUAUAUACAAUAGUUUAUGACGAAAACAAAUAUGAACUGAAUAUUUUGAUUCACGUGAACGGGUUCUCGAUAAAUAUAAAUGACAGAUGUGUAUAUCACUGGGUUGUUUAGAAAUGUGGAGGUUCGACCAUAUUUGUUUAUUUGUAAAAAGCCAAAUAAAGACUUCCAUAUUUGUUCGUGAAGGUAAUUUAGAAAAUGUGUGUGUCCCGGAGUUUUUCGCUAUAUUCCCGAGUCACCAAAGUAGUUUCCUGCGAAAUUGUGUCAUACAUUUUAACAAAUUUAAAUAAAUAGAAAUAUAGAGACAAAAUAAAACCAUGUUUCGACCGCCAUUAAAAUACGUUCAUUUCUCUAGUUAAACAACCUAAUAAAAAUUAUACAUCUUUAAGUGACAACUCUUUGUUGACUUCAUGAAACGCUUACUAGGAUGUUGCCCAGAAGAAAAUACGUUAUGUUUUAUUUUAAGCGGUGUUUAAUUAUUAUUUAAGAAAUUGAAACAUGGUUUUAUAGUUAUUAAUUUGGUCAGUAAUGGUGCAUAACUGUGUCGGCAGUUAUAAAAAAAGAGAAAAUCAUAUUAUAAGCCUAAAUACAUCGCUAACUAGAUAAAAGAGGUCAAACAAUAAAAUUUACGACCGUUGGUGUGUUACAAAUAUCGUAUUACAAUUAAUUAAUUAUGUGGAAUAUUCGUGAACCAUUUUGUACGAAAUUACUUUGCAUUUUUCUCUAUUUUACCUGUUUUAAAAGGUUUCAGAGGCUUAUUUAUUUAAACUGCGUUUUAUUGUUAACCUAGUUUGAUAUUUUUUUUAAAUUACACGUCAUUGAUUAUUUUUUCACGUACAAAAUCGUUCACGAAAUAAAAGGGGAUGAAAAAAUAUCCCUGAAAAUUUUCUUAUGAUUACUAUAAGGAGAAAAUAACUUAUUUUAGUGUAUCAUCUUUUAUCUAUCUAUAUAUUUCUAUGUCGCUUUCAAUGUCAAAGAAGUAGCUUUAAAAGUAAACUAGGCACUUAUGUCUAUGAGAUAUUUAGUUUUGACUAUUCUAGUCGUGAAAUCUAGUCACUUAGUCUAUUUAUCAGUAUAAUUUGGGCACAAUGUCUUGAUCUCUCUCCUUCGUCUUGCCUUAUGUGUUGUAAAAAUCAUUUGUUUCGAGGUGAGUCCUAGAAAGUAUGUCAUGUCGAAAUUAUGUGUUCCUAAUCAAUAAAUAGGUAUCUUAUCUAAAACCAUGAUUAAAAAGAUGAUAAUAUAUUAUCUGGGGACAGACUU